This is a messenger RNA of Cydia strobilella, 6391 nucleotides long. RefSeq names its product adenylate cyclase type 9 (gene Ac13E). NCBI's taxonomy places the organism in Eukaryota, Metazoa, Arthropoda, Insecta, Lepidoptera, Tortricidae. Gene Ontology annotation, molecular function: adenylate cyclase activity. The record is from RefSeq and is a predicted model, not a curated record. Gene Ontology annotation, biological process: adenylate cyclase-activating G protein-coupled receptor signaling pathway; intracellular signal transduction; cyclic nucleotide biosynthetic process. The transcript is spliced from 8 exons. The coding region runs from base 211 to 4479 and encodes 1422 amino acids. Gene Ontology annotation, cellular component: plasma membrane.
UACUAGAUUUUUGUCUGUGGUGUGGUGUGUGGUCGGUGGUCGCAGCCGUCGCAGGCUCAGGAUUUUCAGCUUUUAGAGUGAAGUUUUGUUUUUCAUUGCUGAUUUUAAUUUAGUGAAAUGAUAGACUGGAUUUGAAACAUUUCAAUAUGGGCAGGCCCUACUCUGGUAUGAUAGGACAAUGGAUAGCAUGAAACACUUGCGAUAUACACAAUGAGUGCCCCAAGCGGGUGUGUCAACUGCAGUGAUGGCUCGGAGAAGUCUGACCUGAAGCAUGAGGCAGAGUGCUCAGAGGGAGAAGAUGCACAAAUUAGACUGGCGCCUCAUGUGCAGGCAUACCUCGCACACAAUAGCCCUACAACCAACUGCUGUGGGCUCACCAUCCCCAUUGCCUUUGAAAGGGCCGCCCCGGGUACAUGGUGGAAUCCCAGAUUUGAUUCCAAAAUACUUGAAGGCCAAUAUAGACAUAGUUCCUUUAGACAAAUAAGAUUACGAUUCAGAUUUGCACUUUUAUACAUUUUGAUAUUUUCUAUAUCAUGGUUUAUCUACUUUGUGGUCCUGGGUUUGAACGGCAUGACAGUGAAAUGGCCAUUUCUGUGUUCUAUAUUUGCUGGAGUCCUGUUGAUAACAUCUGUCAUGUUGUAUGUCACAUUUACUAAUGUAUACAAGGGGUAUACAUUCAAGAUAUCCUUGGUUAUGGCCCUAGCGCUGUGCACUCUUAGCCUGUCACUUGUGACGCUCACCACACAGGUGCAGACGCAUGGGCUGCCUCCCCGCUCGGCCGACAUCAGCCAAUCAGGACACUUCAUCAUGUGCAUAGAAAUCCUUUUAAUUAUAUACACACUUACACCUCUACCACUUUUUGCCUGUGUUAUCACUGGGAUUUUAUAUUCAAUUGUUUUUGAAGUGUUGAACAUUGUGUUGCAUCUGACUGAACAGGAAUGGCAAGGUCCCGGGCUAUUUGUGAGGGUCCUGCUGCAGAUGUGUGUGCACAUUAUCGGAAUACAUAUAUAUUUAAUGACAUUUGUCAGAAUGCGGGGUACGUUUAUGAAAGUAGGCCAGAGUCUGUUGGUGCGAAGGCAGCUAGAAAUGGAGAAGCAGUUGAAAGAGAAAAUGAUACAUUCAGUCAUGCCUCCAAAGCUUGCGAGCUGCCUGAUGGAGGAGCAAGUUUUAGAAUCAGAGCCUAAUGUGAAGAAUCAUCAUGAUCCACUCAAUGCGAGGUCUUCUAAUCCUGCAGCAGGAGAUAUUAAGUCACUGUUCCGACCAUUUAACAUGAGCUGUAUGGACAAUGUCAGUAUUUUAUUCGCUGAUAUUGUCGGUUUUACGAGAAUGUCCAGUAACAAAGGUGCUGAAGAGUUAGUAAAUAUAUUGAAUGAUUUGUUUGAGAAGUUUGAUGAGCUGUGUCAGAUACACGGCUGCGAGAAGAUCUCGACGCUAGGGGACUGUUAUUAUUGCGUGUCGGGCUGCCCGGAGCCGCGCCCGGACCACGCCACAUGCUGCGUAGAGAUGGGGAUAGGUAUGAUAGAUGCUAUCCAAGAAUUCGACAGAGAGCGCGGGGAGGGCAUCAACAUGAGAGUGGGCGUGCACACAGGCACGGUGCUGUGCGGGAUCGUGGGCACCCGCCGGUUUAAGUUCGACGUCUGGAGCAACGACGUCUCCUUCGCCAACAAGAUGGAGUCCUCCGGCAAACCCGGACGAGUACAUGUCUCUGAAGAGACCACCAGGUUUCUCGGAGGCUCGUAUGUUCUCGAAGAAGGCGAGGAAGUAUUUGGUCAUAAAACAUACUUCAUAGAGGGCCGUCAGCUGAGCUCACCGUAUGACCACGAGCAGUGCCUCCCGCCCUCCAACCCCGUCAACUUGCGCUUCAUUAUAUCCCCCGCAGCAUCCCCUCAGUCCGUCCUUUCUUUCAUGCAACCCCCGCGCUCCCCCCAAUCUCCGCAAGGCUUUAAUGACGCUCGGAAAUCGGACAACUAUCUGUCGCCAGCACCCUUCCAUUUCCGUGCUAAGGCUAGUUCGCUGCCCAGUAUAUUGGACUCCGACGAAAUGGAUGAAAAAAGGGAGAAAGGGUUUCCGGAGAGAACCGACAGCUCAUCUAAAAGUCCUACGUCUAUAGGAAGUUACGGCAAGUACGCGAGUAAGUUGAAGAAUUGGAAGGUGUCUAAAUUCUUAAGAAAACAUUCCGAUACCCCAUUGCACGCAAUAAAAAAGCAAGAAUUAAAUGAUGCCGACAAAACAUUUAAUUUACUAUCGUGCGGCGACGCGCCGUCGAGCAACGGUUACCAGCAAGUGCCUAUAGUGAUAGAGGUUCAGGACACUAAGGCCAGGCCGACCAGCAGCAAGCUCAACACGCCGGUGAAUCCCGACAUGGUGUCGUUUGAGAAGGAGAUCAUCGAUAUUCGGUCGUACCUGAGCCAGUCAAGGAGUAACAUGUCGCCGUUCGCGAGAAGUAGCAGCUAUAGAUCGCAGUGCGGAAGGCCUACUAAUAUUGACAUCCCCGUGUGCCGCGCGCGCAGCUCGACGCUGGCCACGCAAGGGGAGCUGCGCGCGUGCUUGCGCAACCGGCAGGAGGACUCCGUCAGCCUGUGCCCGUCCGUCAACAGCCGCAAGGACAGCGGCAUACGGAGCACCAGCCGCCGGUCUAGUAUACAGCAGCAGAUAUUUGCCCUGAACCACACGGCGAUACCGGUGUCGCAGCACGACAUGAUGCAGCACCGCGUGUCCGGCUACUACACGUCCUCGCAGUCCUCGCUCAACGAGCCCUCCGGGGGGGCGCGGGGGGCGCGGGGGGCGCGCCUGCCGCCGCCGCUCAACGACCAGCAGGUGCACUCCUUGCAGAAGCUGCGCAAGCAGUCCGACCUGCAGCUCAUCCGCUGCGUGCAGGACAACGCCAGGUCGGGCAUCAACUACUUCGUCCAACCGCCCCUCAACAGAUUCACUCUCUUCUUCAAGGCGCCAGAGAUAGAGGCGCAAUAUCGCGACAAAGCGCACCGAAGCGACGAUUGCGAGGAUUUCCCUCCGACUCUGACCACUUCAAGAUUUAACACCGCUUUAGAUAUUCUUGUUUCUGCUAUAAUCUUCUUAGCCGUUUCCGUUUCGAUAUUUGUUUUGUAUCACGCGUGGAGACAGUGGAUCGGGUGGUUCGCGCUCUUCACUGCCAUAGAGGCUAUAACGAUAUCCUGCUGCGUCUACCGACACUACUUGAAAUGGAAGACGAAAGGGAACCCUCCCGUCACGGUCAACAUCCGGCGGUCCGUGAAGAUAUUUAGGAAAUUAACGGAUUGGUUCCCGUGGCAUUUAUCGGGCGGGCUGCUAAUCAGCCUGCCGAUUCUGGCUAUUUUAAUAAAUUUCUCCUGUAAUUACACGACGAUGCCCAUUCUGAAAGGAGAGCAGUCCUUUUACGUGUAUCUGUUGUGCAUUAGCAUAGUCCACUUUUGUAAUUUCACCCAAAUGAACUGGCUGGUGAAGAACACUUUGGUGACUGUAUAUGCUGGCCUCUUCCUGUUCCUCGCCGUGCUCGGAUGUCACGAAGUAAAUACUCAAUAUUUAGACGCUGAUAUUAUGCGGCCUUCAGUACUAGCCGCUACUUAUAAUACCUCAUUAAACGCAACCAAUGACUAUCCUGACGACUGGUUAGAGAACAGUACCGAGACCGGCGAAAGCAUGCUGCACAAGAUGCAUUUAACGGAGCUUUAUUUAGACAUAGUUUUGCUGCUGAUGCUGGUAUGGUUUCUCAAUAGAGAGUUUGAGAUCAGCUAUCGCCUCAGUUUCUACAGCAACGUUGUAGCCAACCGGGAUAAGCAGAGGGUUCAGAACAUGCGAAACCAAGCGGACUGGCUCCUCCACAACAUCAUCCCGCGCCACGUCGCCGACCAGCUCAAGAACACCGCCAAGUAUUCUGAAAACCACAAGGACGUCGGUAUUAUCUUCGCUAGCAUAGUCAAUUUCAAUGAAAUGUACGACGAGUCCUACUUAAAGGGAAAGGAAUACCUUAGAGUUCUGAACGAGCUAAUCGCGGAUUUCGACGAGCUAUUAGAGAGACCGGAGUUUAGGCACGUGGAAAAGAUCAAAACUAUCGGGAGCACGUUUAUGGCGGCUAGCGGACUCAAUCCAGACUUGAGGCACUCUUCCCGCGGCUCGCACGAUCAUCUCUACCAGCUGAUGGACUUUGCUUUAGAAAUGCAGAAAGUUGUAGACAACUUUAAUCAAGAUUUGCUAGAGUUCGAUUUCAUUCUUCGGAUCGGAUAUAACUUUGGGGAUGUUACGGCUGGGGUUAUCGGCACUACCAAAUUGUACUAUGACAUUUGGGGCGACGCGGUGAACAUCGCGUCUCGGAUGGACUCGACGGGAGUCGUGAAGCGUAUCCAAGUGGGCGAGGCGUGCAUCCCCGUCUUGUCACCCAUCUACGAGUUCGAACAGCGCGGCAGCGUGUACGUGAAAGGCAAAGACGAUAUGAACGUAUAUCUCUUAGUCAGAAAAAAAUAACUCUAGGUGAAACAAACUAUUUAUAAUGGAAAGUAGAAUCUGUGAUUUAAUUAUAUAUUUGUUACUACGUAGGUAACGUAAUGAGGUUACAGUUUAAGAGAUGCUUGGGUCAUGCACAAAUUUAGGUUCUAAUAGGGAGUAUUACUGCAAUGUUCUGCCGCCAGAGUGUAGCAUAGUGCACAUACUAAAUCAUAGAGUAACUUUUGUUAUCUGCCUCUCUAUCGAUCGAACAUGCAAGUGAUAGAGAGGUAGAAACCAAACUUCCGAUUUUCGUGUUUCGCGGCAGACCCUGUGAUUGUGCUAGUGACGCCCUCUACGCAGAGUUUUGCGUAAUAUUCCCUAUUGGAUUGGAUUUUUCUGUUCCCGCAUGUUCUGAACAUUGGUGAAACAAUUAUCCAUAAUUUUGGUACAGGCCAAAAUUACGUCGGUUUGGUCGUACAACUCUCAAUCAGAAAGUGUGCUUAACUUUUGGGAACAGAAGAAAGAACUUUUGUUUUAAAAGCCUGUGUAUGGUCCGCUUAUUUAUUUUGUGCAUUACGUGAUAUAAUGGCUUAAAGAAAUACUCCAAAUGUAUAAAGGCUAUUAAUUUAUUGUUAUUUGGCUUAAACCCAGCACUCACUACCCUGCUUGCAGUCAUACUAUAGCGGGAGGCAGCCCUGCUAGAGAGAGAUGGUAAUAUUAUUAAUUACUAUGUUAGUUUCUCACUUUAGCAGGCACGCAGGAUCGUGUGUGGGUUUUAGGUGUUAGCGUGUUGAGUGGCAGCGUGUGUGACGCAUGUUUGUGUGGAGUGAAAUAAAUCUCCUUGCCGCAUUCUCUAAUCUGUGACCAGUGCUCUAGUCCACUAUGAAAUUACUGUACAUCUGACUAAAUAUUAUUUACCCGUCAUAUGUAUUUGACCGUAGUUAAUUAUUAAUGAGGAAUAUUAACAAUUCUUCCAAAGGGUAGCUAAAUGAUUUGUACCUAUUAAUAAGAUGAAAAUCGUGUUAACUGAACUACGAAUGCGUAAUAUAAUGGCAACGAAUGGUAUGGGUUGUGGGUAAAACCUGACUGUUAGCCGUGUCGAUGUAUCAUGUCGUACUUAAAUCCGAUUUAGAUUGUUUAUGUAAAAUGUACGCCGUUCCGAAGCUAAUAACGUUUUCCUCUAGCUUAGAGAGUAAUAUUGUAAAAUUAGUAGCAAAUUAUCCGUCGAUGUGCAAUGCCUUAGCUUUGGCUCGCCCUGUUUCAAAAGUAGAAGCAUGUUCUAUAUAUUCAAUAAUACGAUUAUUCAAGUAACUUAAUAUUUAGUGAUUAAUAUAUUACAAUCAACUAGCACAAUUUCAAUAAUGCACAGGGUUGCUGCGUUUAUUGCCAUAAAAGUGUAUUUACGUACAUAUGAUAUCCGAAGACGGUUUGUGACUUCGGUAAUGAGUUUUUUGUGUAAUUGUGUAUGUCAAGUACGAUGAGAUGUACUUAUACUUAUGUAUAUUGCCCGAAAAAGAUAUUCUAAAGCGAAAUUUUUACAACCGCGUGUCUUCUCAUUACAUAACUUGUAAGAGUUAUUUAAACUUAUGAUGAAAGCCUUGACUGUACAUUCCACUUGUAUUUAUGAUAUUGCCUUAGAAUGUCUAUUUUCUACUAGGGAAACGAAUAAUUUGUAGAAUGGAUUUUUUCAGAGGGGACGGUAUUUUUACUGAAUGUUGGACCAAAACUGGAUUAUUAGACGCAAUUAGCUCUCUUUAAAUGUUAUUACCUCUUCGGUAAUAUUAUUAUAUUUGCUCUUGGUACAUUACAAAUUCGAAGAUGUACUGCUAUAUUUAUAAGUAAAAACCUUCUUGUGAUACGUGAAAAUUGAUAUAUAUGACUAAUUGACUAUAAUAUUGAAGGAAAACUUUUUUCUUUAUAUACAUGAUUUCCAGUCAAACAUCGUAAAAUA